This is a messenger RNA of Chenopodium quinoa (quinoa), 1659 nucleotides long. RefSeq lists its product as uncharacterized. The coding region runs from base 1 to 1659 and encodes 552 amino acids. The record is from RefSeq and is a predicted model, not a curated record. Gene Ontology annotation, molecular function: protein dimerization activity. NCBI's taxonomy places the organism in Eukaryota, Viridiplantae, Streptophyta, Magnoliopsida, Caryophyllales, Amaranthaceae. The transcript has 2 exons.
AUGAAGAGAAAACGUACUCAAAAUGAAAUGCAAAACAUUACUAGCUUCUUUGCUAAAAAGAAUCCUACUCCAACUUCUCUUCCACAUCCAACACAAAAUGAACAAACUAUAACUCCACCUCAAGAAAGUGAGCAACUUUCAUCUCCAUCUCAUUAUUCAACUCAAAAUUCCCCUCAAAAUGAACAAGGCCAAUGUUCUCCUAAUGCCCCAAUCUUUGGAGAAAGAUUAAGUGAACAUGAAUUUGCUAAUCUUCCACAAGAUCCAGGAAAGAGGAUAAAAAUGAGUCAAUUUCAUAAAGAUGAUAGAGAUUUAGUGAGAAGAAUUUACAUUCAAAGAAAGCCUUGUCAGCCCAAAGACUUUACAUUUCCUCAAACUUCUAUUUUUGGCAAAAAUGGUCAGGGUUAUGAUGGGGAAAGUAAUAUGCAAGGUUCUAUUAAUGGCCUUAGGACUCUUAUAGAGAAUGAGUGUAAAGAAGCUUAUUUUGUCCACUGCUUUGCUCACCAACUUCAAUUAACUCAAGUUGCACUUGCUAAAAAGAAUUCAGAUUGUGCUUGGUUAUUUGUUGAUGUACUUGCACCUCUCUUGAAUUUUGUGGGGGGUUCACCAAAAAGGAAAGAGUUUCUUCGUGAAAAUCAAGCUCAAAGAGUGGUGGAUGCAUUGUCUCUAGGUGAACUUGAAACGGGUUCAGGUUUAAAUCAAGAACGUGGAUUAGGUAGACCUUGUGAUACUCGUUGGGGAUCUCACUUCAAGACAAUCUUGAAUGUACUUGAUUUAUUCCCUGUAAUCCUUGGUUCUCUUGAGGAUAUUGCAAAAGUAUCUGAUACAAUAGAUUCUAAUAGAGCUCAAACACUUACAAAUCUUCUGAUGUCCUUUGAUUUUGUGUUCGUGGCACACUUGAUGGUUAGUAUAUUUGCGAUAACAAAUGCUUUGAAUGUGGCCUUACAAAAGCACGAUCAAGACAUUGUGAAUGCAAUGGCCAUGGUUAAUGUAACCAAGACUAAUUUGCAAAAAAUGAGAGAUGAAGGAUGGCAUUCUCAUAUGGAAAAGGUAAUUUCUUUUAUUGGUGACUAUGACAUUUCAGUUCCAGAUAUGGAGGCUAAAUAUGUUGUUCCCGGGAGGAGGUUGUUUAGAGGUAAAUGCCCACAAGUGUCUAAUCUACAUCAUUUUCGAGUUGAAGUUUUUUUUGGUGUCAUUGAUCUUCAAUUGCAAGAACUUGAAAAUCGAUUUCCCGAAAUAACUAAAGAACUACUUGUGUGUAUGUCUUGUUUGAGUCCUGUGGAUCGUUUUUCUAAGUUUGAUAAGGAAAAAUUGAUUAAGCUUGCAAAAUUCUAUCCUAAUGAAUUUCCAAGUUCAGAAUUGAUAGUCUUUGGUCAUACACUUGAUAGUUACAUUUGUUCUGUUAGAGGAGAUGAAAGGUUUUGGAAUUUGAAGGGUCUUAGUGAUCUUUCAAUCAAAUUGGUUGAAACGGGAUUGUCUGAAACUCAUGAUAGGGUCUAUUUACUUUUGAAGUUGGUGUUGCUUCUUCCUGUCGCAACGGCAAGUGUGGAAAAAGUAUUUUCUGGCAUGAAGCAAGUGAAAGACAAACUACGAAAUAGCAUGGGAGAUCAAAUGUUGAAUGAUUUAUUAUAUGAACAUUUGGUUGUAUUUUGUACUGUUUGA